AUAGAUCAGCAUUUUAAAGACAAUCUCCCCAAUUCCGCGCCAUGCAAGUGUAAUUUUAAAAACAAAAUUCAGAUAAAUAGUGCUACACUAUAUAUAAGAAAAUAUAAAUAAACAAAAAAGCGCAAACAAUGGCCACCUCAACGCUGCAAUCUCCGUCGCCGUCACCAUCAUCCGCCCCCGUUUCGACCAAGAAUCCGCAGCUGAAGCGCGUCGUCUACUCCAAGUAUCGGGAACUUCUCGGUUCUUAUAAUGAUAAGGCCAAUGCCAUCAUCGACACUCUGCCCGCCUAUAUGGUUCGUCAGGAUCGCGGGUUCCAGCUGUCAGAGCUGCCCGUGAAUGGAGAUGCCAAGAUGGGUCUGGAAUCCUCAUAUGGACAGCGCGGAGGAGGCGGAUCCGGAAACGGUGGCUACGAGGCGCCCGCCUGCGUGCAGAACGCCAUGAUGACAAAAGACAAGAAGCCCUUCACCUACACGCCCGGCGGCAUCGAUCUCUCCCAGAUCCGUUCGGAACGGAUGGCCAAGCGGCUGGCGCGCAACGCCCAGUCGGAGGGAGCCACCGGAGCCUCCCAACAGAACAGACCCGCCCAGCCGCAGUCGCCAGGCGGAGGAGCUCCAGGUGCCGGCGGAGCAGCCAGCUCGAUGGGAGCCGCUGCCAUGGGCAUGCCCUUCCAGGUGCUGCCGCCGCCACCACCGCCGCCGCAGCCACAGUCACAGGGUCCAAAACCAUCGGCCGUCGGCAUGGAGAGCAGCUACAGCCCCUACACACCCACUCAACAGGCGCCUCCGGUGGCCAAGAGUCCACCAGUGCAACAGCCAACGCCGCCGGCAACACCGCCGCAACAGCAGCAACAACAGUCGGAGCAGCAACCUGCAACACGACAGGAGUUCCGCAGCGUGGCCAUGCCCACAUCGCCAGCUGUGAGUGUCUACACUCGCCAAUCGGACAGUCCCCGAUCGCCUUUCGAGCAAUCGCAGCAGCAACAACAGCGGUCCACGGAGAGCCCCUUCCGCUUUGCACAGCAGCAGCAGCAGCAGCUGCAACAGUCACCGCAACAACGUCCACCCACAGCGAUAUCGCCGCUGGCUCAGGUGCAGCAGCAACAGCAACAGCAAUUGCAGCAGCAGCAACUGCAGCAGCAACAAUUACAGCAGCAGCAAUUGCAGCAGCAACAACUUCAGCAGCAACAACUUCAGCAGCAGCAGUUGCAGCAGCAACAACUGCAGCAGCAGCUGCAGCAACAGCAAUUGCAACAGCAGCAGCUCCAGCAGCAACAAUUGCAGCAACAACAGCAGCAGCAACAACAGGCAGCUCAAUCAGUUCCCUGGCGCACUCAACGCACACAGCCUGCAGCACAGCAGCAACAGCAACAGGAUUUGCAUCCGCAACCCAUCUACAACAAUGUUCAGCAGCAGCAACAAAGAUCUCGCGAUGCCUUCAGUCCAGCUAGGACUGAGGCACCAGCAGCAACCACGUUCAAUUCACAGCAGCAACAGCAGAACUUUGCAAGUCAACAAAACCAAUUUGGAGGAGCAGCAAAGCCGACCAACGUUGGCUCGCUUUACAUAGCUCCAUUGGCCCAACCCACAGAGCCGCAGGCCCAGCGAAUCCUCCUGCAGCAGCAGCAGCAGGCAUCUGCCCGGGAUUCCCCGAUGCGCCAGCUUCCACAGCAGCAAGGACCGCCGCAGCAGCCCCAAGGCAACCAGCCGAUGCGAUGGCUCAGCUCCCAGCCGGCCAGCAAGGAGCAGGCUCCCUGGGCUCGUCCCGAGGAGAACGGCAACGUCCUGCCCUCCACUUUGCGUCAGACCACUCCGGCCCCGCAGCCCCAAGUCGUGCCUCAGUCGCAGCCACAGCAGCAGCAGCAGACAUCGUUCUACCAGCCCCAGUUGGUCCAAGGAAACGGCUAUGGACCAACUCCGGCUGCAGCUGCUCCCAUCAGUCUGCAGAACUUCGGAUCACAUCCCCAGCCAGGUGGACUCCGUUUGCAGAUCAACGUAAACACCAAUGGCAGCAGCAGCAAUGCAAAUCAAAGUGCUCCACGGGAGCGUAUCAUACCCAUAACCCUAGAGCAGACCCCGACGUAUGCCGCAGCUCAGCCCAACUUUGGUGGUUACCAGAAUUACCCAGCUCAGGGCCAGCGAGUCCUGUCGCCCAAUCAGGCAGGCAGUACCAAUAACACCAAUGGUAAUGCCACCAGGAUAAUCCCAAUAGCUGUCGAGGGAGGACGCGGUGGUCCAGUUUCCCAGUCGCCGGUACUUUUGCAAAACGAUCCACGCUCACCGCCCAUCCAAUCGAAAUCGUUUAGAAUUUUGCAAAAGAUAACCGACACCGUAGACGAUGCCAGCGGGAAUGGGGAUUUGCGGCAGGAUUCGCGACAGGAUCUGCAGCAGAAUCCCCAGGAGGCCGAGUUGCAGCGGCCGCAGUUCGCCCGCCAGAUGAGCGCCCAGCAGGCCAGGAAUAGUCCGACCAUCGAGCAGAUGCGGCGCCUGCAAAUCGCCCAGGAUCAGCAGAGUAACCAUCAGCAGUCGGGUACGCCAUUAGCUUGGUCCCCGCAAGGUAAUGGCGUCUCACCUCAAAACCGAUUCACGCAACAACGAUAUGGUAAGCCCCAACAACAACAGCAAUAUGUGCCGCCAAGUGAACAGCAGGCUCCGGAACCGAAGAAAUACACCGGUAGCGCUAUACCCAGUCGAUCAUUCAAAAUUCUGCAGGCAAUGACAACACCUGAAAAUGCCGACCAUAAAAUUCGUACCGAGCUGGACUCGGAUUUGGAAAAUGUUGAACUGAACGAAACCCCAAAUAAUAAUAAUAGUAACAGCAACGGAAAUACUGAAAAUAAUAAUAAUCAUAAUAAGAUUAACAGUAAAACCAAUAAACGUCAUAGCUACACACCAUCCACACCCAUAUCACCCACCCCACCACCAUCCUGCACAGAACCCACCACCCACUCAUCAAACUCAUCCCUCAGUUCGGAUAGCUCUUGUCCCCCACAGGCCCCUCGAUCGCAAUCGGUGCCACCUCAUUAUCCCUAUGCCUAUGGCUAUCCGUAUCCCUGGUACAUGCCUCCACCUCCUCCGCCGGCCAAUGGAGAGGCAGCUCCUUGGGCAUAUCCCUAUUCGUAUCCCCCGCCUCCACCGCCACAACAAGCGGUGGAUGGAAAGCAGGCCGAGGGAUUUCCUCCGUAUCCCUAUUACUAUCCUUACUAUCCGCCACCCCUGCCACCCUACGGACAGCAGUCGGGGGAGUCCCAGUUCCCCCCUGGCUACCCUCAAUUCCAUGGCAUGCCACCCUAUGGACAUCCGUAUCCCUAUCCAGUGGCUCCCAGCUACAGCCAGAGUUCCACCGAGGAGAGCAGAGCCAGCAGUGUGCUGCCGGACAUAAUUAUCACACCCAGCACCGAUGAUAUUCCCUCGCAGGUGAUCAUGCAGCACCACAUCCGGAUGGAGCCACGAGAGCCACCGAAACGGGCGCACUCCGUCGAGAUCGAGGAGCUGGUCAGCAGGCCGAAGGCCCGAAAUAUUUGCACCAACAAGCACGAGGUCAUCGAUGUGCUGAGCCAGCGAUUGGCCAAUAUCAAUAAGAUCGCCAGCGGAAAUACUCAGGCCAAUCUCUCCAAGCAGUUGCACAAAAAUUAUGCUGGCGAGCAGGCGAAGGAACUGGGCGAAAGAUCCCCCAGCGAAAAUGCCUCCAACUCCGAUACCGAAUCGGACGAGGAGAGCAGUGAUGAGGAUACCCCAAAGCCAGGAGCUCGUCCAGCUCCCCUGCAGUCCAUCAAAUCGGUGACCAAUGUGCAGGUCUACAAGGGAAAGACCUUGGAUCAGCAUCUGGACUCCGAGAGCAGCGAGGACGAAGAUGAUGUGACCACCGCGGAGGAAAUGUCCGAUGAAGAGGAACAGAUCGAGGAAGAGCAGGAGGGCCUGGUCGAGGAAAUGGACGAUGAUUACAUUGUAGAGGAGGAUCUAAGUGUUAUCUACGAGGAGGAGAGCGAACUGGAACGGAGCAGCGAAUACGCCAAGACAGUCAUUCGAAAGGAUGACUCCAGAUCCACCAUAGUCGAUGAUAUCGAUAAGCAGAUCGAAGAGAAUGAUGAUGAAGAUGAGGAGUCCAAUUCGGUAACAGUUCGCCUGCCACUUCGAUUCUCCUUCAGUCGCAGUUCCAACGAUGAAAACAUCGCCACUGUGCAAGUGGGCAAUACCACUCAGAUCGAGGAGAAACAGCCCAGCAUCGUGAGCUCGUUCAGUGUGGCCAAAGUGGAAAGCGAGGAUGAAGACGAUGACUGUGAGGUCAGUGUGACCAUUAGUUUGUCGAACUCCUCGCGUUCCAACUCUGUGGAGAAGUCUACCAAACCGUAUAGGACCUCCAGUGCCUAUCCCGUGGAAGAGAUUAGCACACCCAUCAAAGCCAGCGAAGAAGACGUUUCUGCUUCGUUCUCCCUUGGAAUGCGAAACAAAUUCGUGGGUGAAUCAAUUGCCAAUGAUGUAACAAAUAAUAUUUCCCGAGAUAAACCAAAAGCAAAGACCGAAGAAGUUGUGGCAAGUUCGCCGAAAGAGGAGUUCGAUUUCUUUGCCACUUUGAUGGCCACCAAAAUGCAAGCCCAAAAAAUGAUGGAGCAGUCAAAGAACUUUUGGAAGUCUUCCGAUUCUAAGCCAGCAGAAUCGGCAGCUGAAACACCAAAGCUUCGACCUAAAGAAAAUAUGUCUGAGGCCAAGCCACCUAGACCCAUAUCUGGUGAUAUGUCCAAGACUCAAGCCUCGCUGGAGGCUGCCAAAAAUAGCUUCUGGUCUACAUUCGCCACAACCUCCAAGGAAAAAGAACCCGAACCAGAGGAGGAGGACCAAACUGAGGAAGUUGACUUUUGGGCUAGCAUAGAGAAAAAGGAAACCAUUGACAAAGAAGAAACUCAGUGGACCAAGAAAAAGAAAACCGUAACCUACACACCUCUGAAGAAGGAGACCCUAACUAGAGUGGAGCACUGGACAACUACACUUAGAGCUCACGUGGAAUCUUUGCCCAUUCCUCAAAAAGCAGAGAUGACUUUUGUAGUUGAAGAAAGACCAAAGGAAAUUGAACAACCCCAAGAGAAGUAUGAGGUUGAAAAAGAGGAUUUCUGGGCCUCGGUAAACCAAGAUAAGAUGGAAAACACAGUCACUGGUGCAACAUGGCAACAAACAACUUAUAGUACAGAGACCCAAAAUGAACCGGAGAUUAGCGUCUGGCCUGCUCAGGAAGAAACAGAGCAAACCUCGCAAAAAGAUGAAGAAAACGUAGACUUUUGGGCAGACAUGGAAUCCACUAACAGCUACCAAGAUGAAGAGAAACCCAAAGACUUUACGUACGAUCCUACCAAAUACCCCGAAGAGCCUCGAGAAGUGGAUACCGAUGAGGAGAUCGAUUUCUGGGCGGAGAUUGAAGCCAAACGCAAGCCAGGUGAAGAAGACGAUGAGGAUGUCACGUUCCAUAAGUCAGCCACCUUUUGGGCUCGCAAGGAACGUCAGAAUUCAGUGGAGGAGACGCCCUACAAACCAGUGGAGACCAAGGCAUUUAGAGCUAAGUUGCCCGAUGAAGCUGCUGUGGAAAUAGAUGUUUGGGCCACCUUGGAGGCAGCCAGGGGCCACGAACCCGAAAUAGUGGAUCCCGUGGUGGAAGAGGAAAAAGUUCUGGCAGAACAGUUUGAAGAAUUAGAGCACGAGAGUCCAGAGGAGGAGGAACCGAUUGAGGUUAAGCCUCAGGAAGAGAUCCCUGAUAGUAAUCUACGCCAUGUGGACACCAUGUCACUGGCAUCGAUGCACGAGCCAGCCACAGUCUACACAUGGGCUCCACAACAGGAGGAGACUAAUGACAACGAGGAUGAAACCGACUUCUGGGCGGACAUGGAGCAGGAACGAUCCAAAAAGGAACAGUUCGAGGAGGCGGAACAGAAGCGCCACAACUACCGCCAGGCCAUGGCCUUCUUCAACACCUCCAUCGAUGGUCAGCAGUCGCCACCACAACAAACUGCCAGUCCCAAUCGCAGCAGUGUUAUUCUAGAAGUGGAAGAGCCAGAGCCAGAGGUUGACCUGGGACCGCCUGGUGAGUACCAGAUAGUGGGCGAGGAUGGCGUCGUGGUGGAGGAGCACAAGCCAAUGAUAAUCGAAGUUGAGGAAGAAGAACGCGGAGCGUCAACUCCCACCAACAUGGAGCCCCAACUGCCAGAGGUCUAUGUGGAACCCGAACCGGAAAUGAAGCGUCUGUCCAACGGACUUCCUGAUCUUGCCGUCGAGAAGUUCACCGAGUUGCCCAAAAUAUCGGUGCGUGAUCGGAUCAGUGCAUUUGAAGUGAUACCAACGCCUGAUGGCUCCGAUGGCUCCAAGGGAUUGACCAAGCAGUCCCUCUCAGUGGACAGUGCCUAUGGCAAGGGAACCCUCUCGCGCAACAGCAGCACACAGCGAUCCGAGUCGGAGAUCGAGGAGGAUGACUCCGGGGUAACGGACAUGAAUCGCCAGCUUUCCGGGACGGACACCGAGUCCGAAAGUUUUCCGGAGCUGCGCAAGAUGACCAGCUACCAGCGGGCAGCCACACAUUCCAGGCUCUUCAAGCUGCUGCAGGACGAGAACGAUGUUCCGGAGGCGGGUGCCAGUCCAUCCGAUGAGUUCCAGUUGAAACCCAGUCGCAGGAAGAUAGUCCACAAUGUGUCCAUCACCAGGCGACAGAAUCCGACGGCUCUGAAUGAUGCGGAAACCAUGACGCAACGCAGGGAACGUCUUUCGUUGCCGCUUCGGAAGAAUACCAGCAUCGAUGCGGACAAUCCCUCGACCCCAAAUAGUCCGGCUUCCCCUAUUCUAGGACCCUCGGCCAAAAACCAGCGCAAGGUGAGCGAUAAGCUAGUCAAUGAACUGGUCCAGAGCCUGCUCCUUAAGAGCGACAGUUCUCACUUGAGAAAUCUGCCCAUUGAACGCCUACAGGCGGCCGCCAAGAGAGCGCUGGUGGAGGAGAUGGACUCGGCGCAGGAGAACAGCUCGCUGGACAGCACGCCGGCACCCACGCCCAAGCAGGACAAGGAGUACUCCGACUACUACAACAGCUGGUGCGAUGCCAGCGGCAGUGGGGAUGAGGUGCUGCCCCCCAAGAGCUUCCGUGCCCUGCAGGAUCCGCGUCGCAGCCCCUGGACGGUAAGGUGUCCACGGGUGCUCAGCUCCAAGACGAUCAACCGCGAUUUGGCCCGUGUCACCGAGUCACCGGAAAUAGCCAAUGGCCGGGGCAGCAAAAGCCCGGAAUGCUUCCGCCAGAACUCACACUCACAGAGUAGAGAACGAUCCGUGAGCAGUUGGCGGAGAGUCUAGAAUAGGGCAUUGGAUUGUCUAUUUAAUUUAGAAGGGCGGGUCUAUAGUCUUUAGCAGGGAUGUGAGACCGGUUCAAAAGGGAGAUAGAAUCUCUCUAAGAGGAUCUCGAAUGCGCCCCACAAAUCUCGAACGAAAUAUAAUGCGAACUUGAAUCGAUUGAGGAGAAGGAAAUCCUACUUCUGGUCAAAGGGGCUUAAGUCUGAAGCUAGUCAACUUCCGAACCGGAUUUCACUCCCGAACUUUUCGUAAAUUAAGAGUCUUCUGCAUUUUUGGCCCAAUCAGUCACUGCCCCUGGAAAUGGGUGAUAAAAGAGCCAGUUAUUGCAUUUCUCAUCUCAUCCCACCAUCAUCAAUCCCCCAUCCACAUUGUACAUUAUGAAUAUCGAAUACACUCAAUACAUUAAUAAACUAAAUCUAAUAAAACAUGUAAAUAAACCAAUUGAAACCAAUGAAAGGAAAUCGUUCAUUCGUUCGUUCGUUUGUUACCUCAGUAAAGCGCAAAACCAAAAAACCAACCAAAAUCAUUUUCUAAAACUACAUGAGUAUUUCAAAAUUUGUAAACCGUAACUCAUGAAAUCGAACCAAAUAAUAACAAGCAUAUAAAACUGAAAAAAAUCUACCAAACGCCACAAUAAACAACAAAAUAAAAACAAUUUCAUCUCAACUCAAUGAUUUUGUAAAACUCGUUCAAAAUCCUAAGGACCUGGACAAUCGGAUCUAUAAUUAUUUCUCAACGCCAUAGAAAUCAAUUAUAGCAACUCAACAGCAUCAUCAUACAGAAAACGAAACUGAAAAUCAAUCAGAUUGCUUGUUAUAGUUAUCUAGUUUAAGUACCAGACACUCUAAGGAUCGCCACAAUCAAAUAACUUGGGAACGGGAACAAGUUUUUAGUAAAAUUUCUUUACACUAACAACCAACAUUGUAGCUGAAGAGGAAAGUUUUUUUGUUAAAACGCGAUUUGGUAGCAGCACUAAAACCAAACAAAACAUUUCUAACACCAUUACGAAGCAAAUAGCGAAAGCGAAUAUAUACUAAUCCUACACAUUAAGAUGAAGAAUGCAGGUGCAAUGAGGUAGCAACGAAACGAAACAAAAUCCAAGAAAUCGACUUGAUAUGUAUCCGGAUAACACGAAAGCGCACAUCAAACACGACUAAUAAUAUAUUAAAUACUUUUGUUAUUUGCGAACAUUAUAAUUUCAUCCUUGAAGAUUAUUUUCUGUUUAUCAUCAAUAUUUAUUCAUUUACUCAGUUCGUAUGCAUACGAAUGUUUUUAAAAUUUACAUUUAUUUGAAUAUUAUUAUUUGAUACAUAUAUAAAAUAUAUUUUUGUGUUGUAUAAUUUUUUAUGAAGUAAACAUUUUUAGUAAAUAAAGAGAAGUAAAAUCAAUAAACUGAA
Molecule: messenger RNA, 8710 nt
Organism: Drosophila suzukii
Lineage: Eukaryota; Metazoa; Arthropoda; Insecta; Diptera; Drosophilidae
Source: RefSeq, a predicted model, not a curated record